This is a messenger RNA of Pneumocystis murina B123, 2475 nucleotides long. RefSeq lists its product as hypothetical. NCBI's taxonomy places the organism in Eukaryota, Fungi, Ascomycota, Pneumocystomycetes, Pneumocystales, Pneumocystaceae. The transcript is spliced from 12 exons. Gene Ontology annotation, biological process: mitotic cell cycle; meiotic cell cycle; cytoplasmic microtubule organization. Gene Ontology annotation, cellular component: mitotic spindle pole body; spindle pole; centrosome. The record is from RefSeq and is a predicted model, not a curated record. The coding region runs from base 1 to 2475 and encodes 824 amino acids. Gene Ontology annotation, molecular function: microtubule minus-end binding; gamma-tubulin binding.
AUGUCAAAUACUAGAAAAGCAAAUGCAUUAUACCGAUUGGUUUCUUAUUAUGUUUCUAAACAACCAGAUGAUCUGCAAUCUUUAGAGAAUUUUGAGAAUAUUUUAUUAAUAUGUGAAAAAAUCUUGGAUGCCUCAAUUUAUACUUCUAAAAAUUAUGAUAUUGUUAUAGUUUCAGAUGCUAUAAAAAAAAAAUUACUUCGUGAGGAUUCGACAUCUGAUAAUGCAAUCAAAUUUAUUAACUUAUUUUCUCGACUUCUGUGUCAAGAUAUUUUGGAAAAAAAAGCUGAAAUUCUGCAGUUUCUUUAUAGUAUUUGUGAUUUAGCUUAUAUAUCAGGAAAAGCGCAGAAUGUUAAAAAUUCUUUUUCUCGCAUGAAUUUUUAUGAAGACAGUACAGACUCUGAAAGCUUUUUUUCAGCAUUGUCGUCUAGUUUUAAUACAGCUUUAACUAGUUCAAGACCUAAAAAUUCAACUCCUAGGUCUCUUCUUUUAAAAACGCCUCUAAUUGCGUCUCAGAAUUAUGAUGCAUCUGAGUCUAUACUUCUGAAGGAUAUUUCUUUUAUUUUACAGGGAAUAAGUUCAUCAAGUGUUAGAUUUUCUACUAAUGGAUCCGCGACUAUAUCACCAAAACUUCCAUUCACUAUCGCUUCUUUGUUAUCCCAUAUUGUUGAGCUUGGACUGCUUUAUAAACAACUUUCCACUUUUAUUUUAUUUUCUCAUAAUAUAAAAAAGAGUACUGGACUUAUUAAACAAAGUUUUUUUUCAUGCUUAGAUCAGGAAUUGUCUGCAUAUUUAAACCUAGUAUCUGCUCUGGAAGUAGAAAUUCGCAAGGAUUUAUUAUUGUCUGAUGAUCAAUUAAAAAUGCGUUCUGUAACUUUAAAAAGAAUUAUUAUAUGGACAAGAGAUGCCUCUAUGGCACUUCGAUUAAUGGCAUUGAUGGUAGAAAAUUGUAAAAAUUUAAAAGGAGGACAGCUUAUUAAUUGUAUUCUUGAAUUUUCUUCUCAUGGAGACCCUUUUGUUCAUGAAUUUUCUGAAAAACUUAUAGAAUCUUUGACGAAACCAUUUUAUGAUAUGCUUAUAAAAUGGAUUUAUGAUGGAGAACUUUUGGAUCCUUUUCAAGAAUUUUUUGUUGUUGAUAAAGGAAUUGAUACUAAAUUGAAAUUAGAAAGUUCUAUUAACAUUGUCUGGGAGGGAAAAUAUACAUUAGAUUUAAAUAUGCUUCCAAAUUUUAUAUCUGAAAAUUUAGCUAAGAAAGUUUUUUUAAUUGGAAAAAGCUUAAAUUUUAUACGACAUGGCUGUGAUGAUGAUGAAUGGGUACAACAACAUAGUAAAGCUUCAAUGAAAGAUUUGAUUUAUGGCGAUAUAGAUUUUCUCGAGCGUUCAAUUGAUGCAGCUUAUUUGACUACUUCUUCUCGACUAAUAGGAUUAAUGUCCACAAGAUUUUCUUUUUUCGAUCACUUACAUGCUUUAAAGAAAUAUCUUUUAUUAGGGCAAGGGGAUUUUAUUGCUUUUCUUAUGGAGUCUUUAAGUUUAACUUUAGACAAGCCUGCAAAUAUGUUAUAUCGGCAUAAUCUUACUGCUACUUUAGAAUCUGCUAUAAGAGAAUCAAAUGCCCAAUUUGAUUCCCCGGAUAUAAUUAGACGAUUAGAUGCACGUAUGCUUGAAAGGUCACAUGGUGAAAUUGGAUGGGAUAUAUUUACUUUGGAAUAUAAAGUAGAUUCUCCUGUUGAUGUAAUUGUUACUCCCCGCUGUACUAGACAAUAUCUUAAAGUGUUCAAUUUUCUUUGGAGGUUAAAAAGAGUGGAAUUUGCACUUAGUAAUUCAUGGAAAAAAAGUACAACAGGCGAGCGAGAAAUAUUGAGAGUAAUGCAAGGGCCUUUAUAUAAACAAUGGCAGAAAGCAAGGUGUACAAAUGCAGAAAUGAUUCAUUUUAUAUGUCAGCUUCAAUAUUAUAUUUUAUUUGAGGUUAUUGAAUCAUCCUGGGACGUGUUUUAUUCUUCUAUCUCAAAGUCUGAUUGCACACUUGAUACAUUAAUUGAAGCUCAUGCGCAAUAUACAAUGAACAUAACACAUAAAGGCUUACUAGGGUCUGGAAAAAUAGGAAAAGAAGGCACGCUUUUAUCUCAAUUACAUGAAAUUCUGAAAAUUAUAUUAUUUUUUAAAGAAACUUUGGACCAUUUUUAUACUUAUUCUCUAACAGAAUAUAUUCAAAGAUAUCAUACGACAUUUAAAACGAAAUCAGAAACAAAAGAUCAUAUAAAUCUUAAAGAUUUGAAUUCAGAUUCAUUAAAUACUAAAAUAAUUGAUGAUUCGGGAUUUAUUAUUGAAAAAUUAAAUAAUCUUGCAAAAGAGUUUCAUACUCAUCUUAUUAUGCUUUUAGGUGAUCUUGUAUAUCAGUCAGAUAGUGAAAUGAGAUUUCUUGGUGUUCGUUUAAAUUAUAAUGAAUAUUAUCAUGUACCAAAGAAACAUAUUAAAUAA